This is a messenger RNA of Electrophorus electricus (electric eel), 5066 nucleotides long. It is a transcript of the gene sh2d3ca, whose product is annotated as SH2 domain containing 3Ca. Gene Ontology annotation, biological process: positive regulation of peptidyl-serine phosphorylation; small GTPase-mediated signal transduction. The record is from RefSeq and is a predicted model, not a curated record. Lineage: Eukaryota; Metazoa; Chordata; Actinopteri; Gymnotiformes; Gymnotidae. Gene Ontology annotation, molecular function: phosphotyrosine residue binding; guanyl-nucleotide exchange factor activity.
GUUAUCCUGCGCACUCCGGAAAGAAGAGAAGGCAUCUUGCAAAUAGCAGCUGAGCGACAUGAUCAAGUGCAAGCUGAGUUUGAAGUGGUUUGGGAGCCUCAGCAACCUCUCGUUUCGCCGCAAGUCAGAUCCAGUAAAAGAUGACGGACGGAAGGAGGAUGCUGGGCUACCUGCAGACAGCGACACAUCCAAAGAUGACAUGAACAUGCGGCACCGGUGCCCGAGCUAUGUCCGCUCCAGUGCCAUGUACACCCACAUGGGCACCAUGCCUCGUCCCGAGAAGAAGAAGGAGAGGGGUCCUAAAGCUAAGCCCCAGGAGCAGAAGAGCGUUAAGACUAAGUCUAAGGGUAAGAACAGCCUGUUGGGUCGCAGCCAGAGUAUGAAGCCCUCGGUGGACUACAGGUGUGAGUCCCCAAUGCUGGGCGUGCUCUUGGAGAAGGACCUGCACGAGUCAAGUGCGGAGGGAGCCGGAGCCACAGAUCUACGCACUCGUGCACUUCCUGAUCCAAAGGGAGCCGGAGCCACAGAGCCACACGCUCGCGCACUUCCCGGUCCCGAGGAAGCCAGAACCACGGGGGCCGUGACCUCUGCAAAGCAACUCGUGGAACCAUGGGAGGGGCAUUGGGUCCCAGGGCUCGACACCGUGGACUCACAGAGGUGGACUCACAAAAAUGGAGGCAGUGUAGGUUCAAGAGAUCCAAACCCACCACCAGCAUUGAACAAGAGCAUGGAUGUGCACAGGAAGUUUUCUGGGGACCUCGAUAUGGAUGAUCAUUUCAUUGCUUUGCCUGUGAAAACCAAAACCUCAAGAAAAGCAAAGGAACUAGAAGAAAAAAUGGAGCUUGGACCUGAAGCGGUGGAGCACACAGGAAGUCAAAUGGGCACAACAGACAGUCAAGGAGAAUACGUGGAGUUCUCCAAGGAGAAGUACCUGCUGGAAUCUCCCCCAGAGAAGCUGCGGAAGGAGCUGGAGGAGGAGCUGAAACUCAGCAGCAGCGACAUGAGGAGUCACGGCUGGUACCAUGGUCACAUCCCACGAGAGGUGUCGGAGACGCUGGUCUUGUGUAGCGGCGACUUCCUGGUGCGGGACUCCCUGGCAUCGGCGGGUGACUACGUGAUCACGUGUCGCUGGCAGCAGGAAGUGCUGCACUGCCGCGUGAGUGAGGUGCCGGUGAAGGGCGCGCCGGCCCGGCCGCGCUACCACCUGGAGAACGAGACGUUCGACUCGCUGCCCGCGCUGGUGCGGCACCACGCGGGCACGGGCCGGCCCGUCUGCCCACGUACCGGAGCGCAGCUGCUGUGCCCUGUGAACCGCACGCUGCCCCUCCGCUACCUGGAGGCCACCUUCGCCCUGGCCAGCGGGCACUCAGGCUCUGCACACUCACCCUCCACCCAGCGGGGGGCGCACAUCAAGAGGCGCAGUGUCACCAUGACGGACGGGCUGACAACAGAGAAGAUCAUUCCACACAGUCCGUCCACAGUUCACCAUAAGGAUGUUAUGCGAAACUGCGCGCUCAGCAUGGACCAGAUACAGGAGUUCCGCUGCCCCCUGUCCCCCGUAGGAGAGACCACCCUCUCACCUGCCUACAGCUCUGUUUCCCGGCACAGACACGGCUCCGGUGGGCGGGUCCUAGCUGUGAUCCCGCCCUCCCCGGUGAUGCGCCGCUCCAGCGAGCCUCACCUCUCCCCUUUCCCUUCCAAUAACAACCUCCCCUGCUCGGACACGCCCCCCAGCGCUCAGUCCGCCUCCGCCCACGGCUACCCCUCGGUUGGCUCGGAGGCAGGAGGUGGUUACUGCGAACUCCGGCCCGGCCGGCCCCCGACCCCGCCUUCUAAAAGCUACGUGGAGAGACUGAGGGUGGAAGAGUGCCGUGCCCCAGGGUCCUCGCCCCCGGACGGGGGAGACGGCUUCGCCCUGCCCCUGGUGGAGACCAGCUCUGGAUUUAAGCCCGGCAGCUACCAGUCGCCCCUGCUGCCUGCAGAAAACAAGCCCCUGGAGAUGGGAGUACUGAAGAAGGUUAAGGAGCUGCUGGCAGAUGUGGACCCCAAAGCAGCGGCCAUGCACAUCACCAAGGUGGACUGCAUGGUUGCUAGGAUACUGGGUGUUACCAAGGAGAUGCAGAGGAUGAUGGGAGUGGGCUCCGGGCUAGAGUUGCUGACUUUACCUCACGGGCAUCAGCUGAGACUGGAUCUACUCGAGAGGUUUUACACCAUGUCCAUUAUGAUGGCUGUGGAUCUGCUGGGCUGCACGGGCAGCACGGAGGAGCGGGCGGCGCUGCUGCACAAGACCAUCCAGCUGGCCGCCGAGCUGAAGAGCACCAUGGGAAAUAUGUUCAGCUUCGCUGCUAUCAUGAGAACCCUGGAGCUCCCACAGAUCUCCCGACUGGAGCAGACAUGGAUGGCUCUGCGACAGAGACACACGGAGGGAGCUGUGCUGUACGAGAAGAAACUCAAACCCUUCAUUAAGGCCAUGAAUGAUGGCAAAGAGAGCUGUGUCCUGUCCAGCACCUGUUUCCCUCACAUAGUGCCAGUGCUGUCUCUGCUGGAGAGGGGCUUGGCUGUGGGGGAGGGGCUCGAGGCAUGGGAGAACUCUGAGUGUGGCGUGGACGUGGUCAUGAGCCACCUAGAGGCAGCACGCAGCAUUGCACACCAUGGCAGCCUGUACCGCACCAACGCUGAGGGCAAGCUGCAGGAUUUCCAAGCGAGGCAGGAAGUGUUGGAGAUCUUCUGCACUGAGUUCCAGAUGAGGCUGCUUUGGGGCAGCCGAGGUUCUGAGGGGAGCCAGAGCGAGCGCUAUGAGAAGUUCGACAAAGUUCUCACUGCGCUGUCCCACAAGCUCGAACCCCCCAUACGCCACAGUGAGCUGUAGCGCCACCACGAACCCGACCACAUAACCCUUCCACGUGCUGCGUCUGCAUUUGGGCAAUCCAUCAGCAUACUAUUGCUCCCACACUUGGGCAAAACCAUUAUGAAGCCACAGAGGGGAGUGGAGAGUCAGGGAGCAGCUCACUUGAAUCCACCCCCGCCCACCCCCAGUAAAAAAGGCACAACGGAUAGGGACCUUUCUACAGGCAUGAACGUGCCUUAUGUGCCAGAACAGUACAGAGCUGAGGCUCACAGCAGGAAUGGUGUUUCGAAACCUCUGCCUGACGCUACAGGGAAGUCGGGGAGCCCAGACAGGCGCUUUUGCGGGCUGCAGCUCAAAGGUCCUGCAGGCUGCCUGGUCGUCACACCGUUGUGUUUCAGCACGGGAACGCUCACGGAGAUGCCAUUCGCGCGCCCACCCUACACUCGCGCGCCCACUGCACACAUGCACACCCACCCCCCAACUUGCUCACCAGCCCCACACCCCACCUCACAAUCUAACACCCAUCACACUCAUGCACCUUCCCCACUUGUUCACCCACCCCACACUCGCGCACCUGCCCCACACUUGCACAUCCACCUGACACCCACCCCCCACUCGCACACACACCCAUUGACUGAGCGCAGGUUUCCAAAUCCCAAUAUCCCAAACCUUGCUAGACAAAAAAAGAAGAUUUAAUUUUUUUUAUCUGUUUUAUCAUUAUGAACAUUUUUUUUUCAUUUUUGCAUUAAUUUGUUCAAGGGGCAAUAAGUAACCUGUGACAAAAUCGCUGAGGUGUAGCACACCACAGGAACAUACCUGGACACUAUAACGUGGACUUUCAGGACAGGUUAUGUAUAGAUACAGAGAUGUGUACAGUCCUCACCCUGGUUCCUGGUGCAGUUCUUGUGUGGUGGCUCUUGGCUACCGUGUUAGGGUUGGGGUUAACAAUUAACCCUAACCCUACCAGUGUUGGCAGCAGUGAGCCUAUAGUGCUUGUAUGGAUUCUACCUGAAACAGAGGUCCAAAAAAGAGCUACACCUCGCUACACCUCGCUCUAGCUCUGUAAUGGCCAUACUGAGAGUGAAGUCUGAAGAACUCUCAGGAGUUCAUGGGUAAUGCGUGUUUGGUCAUUUCAUGCUUUCUUUUGACCUGAAUAAAUGUAAUAAAAUGUUUUGUUUUCUGAGAGAGAGAGAGAGACUCUGAUGGCAGAUAGUGACUUACACCAUAGAGUUUAGGAAUUCCAGUGAUUAGGUGUCAUAAGUUAACAUUCAUAAAUGUAGACAUUUAUAUCACAAUGUCAAACUUCUGGAUAUAGUACUGCUUCCUCCAUAGGAUAUUUUAAACAUUUGAUUUCCAAAUACUAACCUACUGAGCCUAUUUAAUUUUAAGUUGUUAUAAAUAAGUCACACCAUCCAACAUUAGGGGGGUGUUUGUAAUAACAGUGUGCAUGCUGGGGCAGAGAACUGCGCUUUGGGGAGGAUGAGAAGUCUGCUCUUAUUAUUUUACCUUCUUAUCAUUAUUAUUCAUUCGGUUGUAAACCCAGGACUAUUCCCAGAGUCAGCAGGAACCUUUAUUCAGGAACCAAUGCCAAGUUUGUAAAGCACGUUUGAGCAGACUGAUACUGAAUGACACAACUCAAAAUGAUAUACCUCUUUCAACAAGCUUAAUGUAAUUUUGUUUCAUUAUUCAUCCCAAAAGGAACAAAACUGUUUAUUUCAUAUGGAAGCCAGUCAUUAUAAGAUGCAGGUUACUUCUAUUUAGAUGCAGCCUAUAAAAGAUUAUUACCAGGAAGACUGAUUCUGGAGGUACUAUAUCAGGUAUUUUUAUAAAGGCACACGUUAAAAGCAAUUAGCGCGGUGGAGACCUAUUGAGGAAUGGAGUAUUGAGGAAUGGAGGCGCUACAUAUGCAAUUCCACUCCAAGCCAGCAGAUGGCUCUGUUUAGCAAGCAAAAAGGCAUGAGACUUUUUGUUUUUGUUUGUUUGUUUAUGUUUUGGUUUUUGUCUUGUUUUGUAAUGCCUACUUGUAUAGGACUAAUGUACGUUUGGACUCUUUGUUGUACAAAUUGAUUAAUGAGUGCUUAUUUCAUGAUAAAAUAGUGGAAGGACUCUGAUGGAAAAUUCGUUUAGGUUAUUGUGUUUACAUCUCCUUUUUUAUGUACUGUACAUAUCUUACGUUUUUCAACCUUUUUUCCAGGAAAUAAAAUACAGUAGGCUUGUG